AUGAGACCGCAGGCCAUCCUACCAGAUGCCCUCUCCGCUGUGGGCGAGACGCCGCUCAUUCAACUGAAUCGGAUCCCACAGACAGAGGGCAUCAAGUGCAACGUCAUGGUCAAGUGCGAGUACUUCAACGCCGGUGGCAGCGUCAAGGACCGCAUCGCUCGUCGUAUGCUUCUCCAGGCCGAACAGGAUGGCACCCUCAUCCCCGGCAAAUCGGUCGUCAUCGAGCCCACCAGUGGCAACACGGGCAUCGGUCUUGCCCUUGCCUGCGCUAUUCGAGGCUACCGCUGCAUUAUUGUGCUCCCCGAAAAGAUGUCAGCCGAGAAGGUCAACACGCUCCGUGCGCUCGGCGCCGAAGUUAUUCGCACCCCCACCGAGGCUGCCCACGACGAUCCCCGCUCCAACAUCAUGGUUGCCCGUCGCCUCGCUAAGUCCAUGCCCGACGCCGUCAUCCUCGAUCAGUACAACAACCUCAACAACCCCACUGCUCACUGGGCUACUGCUGAAGAGAUCAUCGAAGCCAUCAAGGCCGGUCCCGCUCCUCCUUCCUCCACCUCGCUCUUGCACGGUAUGGCUGGCCUUUCGUUGACCAAGGACAAGGAGCCCAUCGACGCCGCUUCUGCUCGUCCCCUCACCCCGGACUCGAACCGCGGUGCUGACGAGGUCAACGGCUCCACCACCACCUUUUCGGACAAGGUUGACGUACUGGUCGCCGGUGUCGGUACCGGUGGCACCAUCAGCGGUGUUGCCUCGCGUCUCAAGCGCGCCGACCACAACCCGGACUGCUUUGUUCUCGGUGUCGACCCCAUCGGCUCGGAUCUGGCUCUGCCCGCUUCGCUCAAUGCUCUGCCCGAGGGCAGUGAUGGUUCGUACAAGGUCGAGGGUAUCGGCUAUGAUUUCGACCCCAACACGCUCAACAAGAAGGUGAUCGACGAGUGGUACAAGACUGAGGACGAGCAGAGUUUUGUCUAUGCGCGCCGUCUCAUCAAGGACGAAGGCAUCCUCGCCGGAGGUUCUUCCGGUGCUGCCGUCAACGCUGCCAUCAACUGGCUCAAGCCAGGUGGUGCUGGCUGGGGCAAGUUUGGCUCUCAGACUGGUCUCAACGCCGUCGUCAUCUUGCCUGACAGCAUCCGAAACUAUAUCACCAAGCCUUGGUUGGUUUCCGAUGCCAAGCCCGAACGUCGCGAGGCCGAGAUUGACUUUGACAACUUCCAGUAA
Molecule: messenger RNA, 1215 nt
Organism: Sporisorium graminicola
Lineage: Eukaryota; Fungi; Basidiomycota; Ustilaginomycetes; Ustilaginales; Ustilaginaceae
Exons: 1
Coding region: 1-1215 (404 amino acids)
Cellular component (GO): cytoplasm
Molecular function (GO): cysteine synthase activity; cystathionine beta-synthase activity
Source: RefSeq, a predicted model, not a curated record